AUGAAGUGGCCAGUGCGCAAUCGCUGCCAGCACUACAAGUCCAACAUGGCAGCACAGCAAAGUGAAGUUGAUGUUCUCUUCGAUGUUCGGAACGCUCUCUACUUAGGAAACUUUCAGCAAUGUAUCAAUGAAGCUCAGCAACUGAAGUUGCCUGGUCCAGAAGAUCGGCUCGAGCGUGAUGUCAUUAUGUACCGGGCUUACCUGGCACAGAAGAAGUAUGGUGUUGUCUUGGAUGAGAUUCGUCCAUCUUCAGCUGAUGAACUAAAAGCUGUGCGACUACUCGCUGAAUACUUGGCAAACCCCGCAAAAAGGGAAAGCUUGGUACAGGAUCUGGAUGGCAAGAUGAGCAGCAGUGUUGACUUGAGUAACAGUACAUUCCUCCUGAUGGCUGCAGCUAUUUAUUCCCAUGAGGGGGGUUAUGACCAAGCCUUGAGGGCACUGCAUCAAUCUGAAGUUCUUGAGUGUGUUGCUCUUAUGGUACAAAUAUAUUUGAAAAUAGACAGAGUUGACUUAGCUAGGAAAGAAUUAAAACGUAUGCAGGAUAUGGAUGAUGAUAAUACGCUAACCCAGUUAUCAUUGGCUUUAUUCAAUAUGUCUGUGGGUGGUGAAAAAUUACAAGAUGCCUACUACAUUUAUCAAGAAAUGGCAGAUAAAUAUGGUUCUUCUCCAAUGUUACUGAAUGGUCAGGCUGCCUGCUAUAUGGCACAGGGACGCUAUGAAGAAGCCGAGGGCUGCCUGCAGGAAGCAAUGGAUAAGGAUAGUAACAACCCUGAGACAUUGGUCAACAUGAUUGUUCUCUCACAGCAUCUUGGAAAGUCACCUGAGGUUGCCAAUCGAUAUAUUUCUCAACUGAAGGAUUCACAUCGGAGUUACCCUUUUGUGAAGGAUUACUUGAAUAAGGAGACUGAGUUUGAUCGUCUUGUCAUGAACUAUUCACCUUCAGUAUCAUCAUAGGCUGAUGAUCUUCUUAUUAGACUCCUAUUCUUCAUGUUUAUACAUGUAAUAUGCGAUCUCCUCCGUUAAAAGUGAGGUCAAAGAAGCAGUAGUAAGAAGAAAAAAUUGUUUGAUAACUACUUUAGUCGGGUAAAGCAUCCGAUAAUUUGCUGUUAUGAAUGGUUUCUUAAUCUAUGUUUGAGCUGCGAGAGUUCUUUUGACAGAGCAGGUGACAUAUUCUUGGAAUGAUCUUCGAGGACAAAUCUAAAUUUGUCUUCGGGGUACUUGUAAGAGCAAAUUACAGCGAGGCACUGGCGGAUUAUUUGCUAUCGGAACAGAAUGCUAUGAAUGCAUUGUGAAGCAGUCAACAAACCACAAGUGGGUUGAUCCACAUUCAUUAUGUUGAUUUGGACCUUUUGAGCACACAUGCAUUGUGUCUGCCCUUUAAUGUCUAAAGGAGAUGGGAAUUUCUGUUUGGCAGGCACUAUUUAUAAUGCUGGAUCUAUUGAGCGUGGUGCUCGGUAAAAUUAUACAACUUUGUACAUUUUUGCAGAGCGUUGUCCCCUUGAAUUUUAUUCCUGUGGAAUCAAUGAUUGCUAUACCAGAACAGAAAAAGAAAGGUGGGAUGUUUUGUGUCUUUGUUUAUUUAAAAUUAUAAUCUGCUGAAUGUACAGGAUGUAUAAUGAAAAAAUUAUAUUGGAAAAGAUAAAA
Lineus longissimus is the source of this 1644-nucleotide messenger RNA. RefSeq names its product coatomer subunit epsilon-like. The transcript is spliced from 9 exons. Gene Ontology annotation, molecular function: structural molecule activity; protein binding. The coding region runs from base 1 to 954 and encodes 317 amino acids. Gene Ontology annotation, biological process: retrograde vesicle-mediated transport, Golgi to endoplasmic reticulum; endoplasmic reticulum to Golgi vesicle-mediated transport; intra-Golgi vesicle-mediated transport. The record is from RefSeq and is a predicted model, not a curated record. Gene Ontology annotation, cellular component: COPI vesicle coat. Lineage: Eukaryota; Metazoa; Nemertea; Pilidiophora; Heteronemertea; Lineidae.